AUGGAAACACGCUUGCGAGCUGUUCUUCUUGACGAGAAGGGUGGUGUCGCAUAUCGUACAGUCGGCCCUGAAAGCCCAUGGGGUAUCAAACGUCCCCCUGCUCGAGUGGUACCGGUUUUUUGCAAACUAAACAAAACACCUCGGAAAACUAAUCGAGAUCGUCAUUCGAUGCAGGAGAACUUGAAGAAUCCUCUUCGGGAGAAGAUUACUCAAGCGACGAAAGAAGCAGCUGAAGUCGAGAAGUUCAUACGUAAUGCAGUAUCACCCAGAGGAACAAGCAGCGCCAUGUAUAUCAGUGGUGUCCCCGGUACUGGCAAAACUGCCACAGUAGUGUCGGUAGUCAAGCAGCUAAGUCAGGACAAAACUUGUAAUAAGUUUUCAUUCGUCUGUGUUAAUGCUAUGGAAUUUGUGGAACCUAAAAAGAUCUUCAUUGCAAUCUAUAACCAAAUUACUGACAAUGUGAAGCGUAUUUCUGCUGAAUCGGCACGCAGGAAACUCAACAGAAUGUUCGAAUUGUCCGAUAAACACCGUCCACCAAUAGUUAUCCUCGUUGAUGAGCUGGAUCAACUUUGCACGAAGAAGCAAGAGGUUAUUCGAUUGUCCAGACUUGGAGUUAUCUUCAUCAAUGGACCACUAAGAGUAAUUGUAAAUGCUUUUUUCCAGCUUAUAUAUGAUAUAUUCAACUGGACGACUAUUGAGUCAGCGCGUGUGUCUGUGAUGGCUAUAGCGAACACUCUUGAUCUGCCGGAACGAAUGUUGAGCCAGCGCAUCACGAGCCGUAUUGGUGCUGCUCGAAUUUGCUUCCAACCAUAUGAAUUCCAACAGAUAGAAUGUAUUAUUCGUGAUCGACUCAAAGGAUCUGUCAAUGCCAUCGAUGAAGGCGCUGUGCAGUUUGCUGCCCGAAAGGUCGCUGCUGUCACCGGUGAUCUACGAAAAGCGAUGGAUCUUUUGCGGCGUGCGAUUGAGAUCGCGAUUGAGCAAGGCUCUAAGAAGCUCCUUGUUGAGCAUGCAGAAAAGAGGGAGGAUUUCUCGUUCGCUGAGCUUCAUGCCCAGUACUUGUCGUUUGCCACGAGCCUUGAAGGUAUUCAGCCGCUAGUUGAGUCGGUACUCAUUUCACUGAUUGGCCAAUUAUGCUCGACAAAGCUUUUGGUCCAGUCAUCUGGCAAUCAUAUGCUUCGACGACGUAUUCGCUUGGGCAUGUCGUAUCAGGACGCGCAAUCGGCUAUAAGAAUUCGUGAGAAUGCCAACAAAGAUAACUGA
This is a messenger RNA of Ostertagia ostertagi, 1260 nucleotides long. NCBI's taxonomy places the organism in Eukaryota, Metazoa, Nematoda, Chromadorea, Rhabditida, Trichostrongylidae. The record is from the annotation of a GenBank genome assembly.